Messenger RNA from Sinocyclocheilus anshuiensis, 3161 nucleotides. RefSeq names its product mitogen-activated protein kinase 10-like. Gene Ontology annotation, molecular function: ATP binding; MAP kinase activity. NCBI's taxonomy places the organism in Eukaryota, Metazoa, Chordata, Actinopteri, Cypriniformes, Cyprinidae. The transcript has 14 exons. The record is from RefSeq and is a predicted model, not a curated record. Gene Ontology annotation, biological process: protein phosphorylation. The coding region runs from base 242 to 1636 and encodes 464 amino acids.
GUUAAUGAAGUCGAUGCCUUUGUGGCAAAGGAAAAUAAAUGAUCAGUCACGACGACUGUCGGUGCGCACGAGAACGAUCUCUAAACGGCAGGAUUUAUUUGACCGGGUCUGAGCGUGUGAGCGCACAUCCAUCCAUGUUUUCCCUGCAUCACUCGCAGUCCUGCAUCAUAUGUCCUGUUUCCAGUGACGGCAGGCCUUUGUUAGAAUAUGGACUGAUAGAAUCUGGAGUCACAACAAUGACAUGUACAUGCAAAAGCAGGUAUUUAUGAACAGACAUUUCUUAUAUAACUGCAGUGCUCCAGUCCUGGAUGUGAAGAUUGCCUUUUGUCAGGGGUUUGGUAAACAAGUUGAUGUUUCUUACAUCGCCCAGCAUUACAACAUGAGCAAAAGCAAAGUGGACAACCAGUUCUACAGUGUGGAAGUAGGAGAUUCCACCUUCACGGUUCUCAAACGGUACCAAAAUCUAAAGCCCAUCGGUUCUGGGGCUCAGGGAAUAGUGUGUGCUGGAUAUGACGCCGUCUUGGACAGAAAUGUGGCCAUUAAGAAACUCAGCAGACCUUUUCAGAACCAGACUCAUGCCAAGAGAGCAUACAGGGAGCUGGUGCUUAUGAAAUGUGUCAAUCACAAAAACAUCAUCAGCUUAUUAAAUGUCUUCACACCACAGAAGUCUUUAGAGGAAUUCCAAGAUGUUUACCUGGUCAUGGAGUUGAUGGAUGCAAACCUUUGCCAGGUGAUUCAGAUGGAGCUGGACCACGAGAGGAUGUCCUACCUGCUGUACCAGAUGUUGUGUGGAAUCAAACACCUGCACUCAGCCGGCAUCAUCCACAGGGAUCUGAAACCUAGCAAUAUUGUGGUGAAAUCCGACUGUACGCUGAAGAUCUUGGACUUUGGGUUGGCGAGAACUGCUGGCACUAGCUUUAUGAUGACACCCUACGUGGUGACGCGGUACUACAGGGCCCCGGAGGUCAUCCUGGGCAUGGGAUACAAGGAGAACGUGGAUAUUUGGUCAGUUGGUUGCAUCAUGGGUGAAAUGGUGCGCCACAAAAUCCUAUUCCCCGGCAGGGAUUACAUUGACCAAUGGAAUAAGGUUAUAGAGCAGCUCGGCACGCCCUCUCCUGAGUUCAUGAAGAAACUGCAGCCGACGGUGCGUAACUACGUGGAGAACAGACCAAAAUACGCCGGCCUGACCUUCCCCAAACUCUUCCCUGAUUGCCUCUUCCCUGCAGACUCGGAGCACAACAAACUCAAAGCUAGUCAGGCCAGAGACCUGCUGUCUAAGAUGUUGAUCAUUGAUCCCGCUAAGCGGAUCUCAGUGGACGAGGCCCUGCAGCACCCCUACAUCAACGUGUGGUACGACCCGACCGAGGUGGAGGCAGCCAGGAAUCAGCAGAUAUCUAUGAUUGAUGAAUGGAAAGAGCUCAUCUAUAAAGAGGUGAUGAACUUCGAGGAGAGAACAAAGAAUGGUGUGGUGAAGGGACAGCCCUCUCCCUCAGGUGCAGCCGUGAACAGCAGCGACAGCCUCCCCCCCUCCUCCUCUGUCAACGACAUCUCCUCCAUGUCCACCGACCAGACCUUGGCCUCUGAUACCGACAGCAGCCUGGAGACCUCCACCGGACCACUGGGGUGCUGCAGGUGACUAACCGCCUGCCUGCGCAACCCCAUGUUCUUCAGAAGGUGAACAGCACCCGCGAACCCGAAUGAGAAAUCCACAAACCUCUAAAACAUGAAAUAAAAAAAUGAGUUAAUAUAUAUACGUAUAAAAUAAUGUAUCACGCGCAAAUGACAACAAAGUGUGCAUUUUAAUUCAAAGAAACGUCUGAAUAUGUAUAUUUAUGAAUCUUCACUAGUUGCUUUGCUUUGAAUCCCCCUCAUAUGGCAUCCAAAAAAAAUAAGGAGACUUUAAAAAAAAAAAAAAGGAAUACAUUUGGGCAUCUAUGUAAAGUGUAUAUUGACUGGCUGAUAUCUAAUACCUAGCGAUUUUAUGUGCGUCUCUUGAUGUGGCAGGGUGGGCUUUUAUUUUAAUGAGCACUGAUCAACCCUUGUUUUCUGUGAUGGUUUUUUGCUUGUGCGAAUGUUUUUGGAUGGGCCGGUGUGUCUGUGUGCGAUUUCUCCUAUAGGGUCAAAUAACAUGUACAAUGGCGCCCCCUAUCUUUUGUAUAUAUGUAAUUGUGUACAGUUGUGAGGCGUUUUCAGAGUGGGACUGACGGCCAGUAGAGGGAGUAUUUGCACACCUUGCCACAUCACAGAUAAUCACCCGUUUCCCUUUGCCUGUAGUCUUGCAUGGUCAGAGAAAAAAAAGUAAUUAAGCUAAUUAUACAUAUACAAAUAUAGAGAACCGUGUUUAUAUAACAUUUAAGGGUGAAAGUGGGCGUUUCAGACGCUCGACAGGAAGUGAGGCUGCUUAACAGGAAGCCAUUGAGGGGUACAAGCACUGUCUCUGUCAUUUUCCGACUUUCAGUAGCCCUGCUUUUUGUGUUUGUGAAACUCCGACUCUCUGCGACAGCCUUGCAUGCUGUGCCGUCACCCUUGAAAGGUGUGUGUAACUAAGACGAAUGCAGGUCGAGCGCAUGCACCUCAUCUUCACCUUUUGUUCCUCGCAAACUAAAUCUCAUCUCGGAACUCAUAUUUGUGUGCUGUCCGAAGGGAAUCAAUGUGCGUACUACCUAAAUUUAAGCUGGAGUUUAUUUAUUAAACCUAUUUAUUGUCAGAUCUGGGAAGUGCCUUUGAAAUAAUGCAGUUUCCUCCUUGAAAACAUGAAUAUAGUAACGCGACGACUCUGAUAGAGGUGUUCCAGGUUGUGUCGGAUGUGUCAGGUCUGUUUACCCAAUCCCACAAUCCCCUAUUCAUGUAGAUUUACUAGUGUAGAGAUCCGGCUUUUAGAUCCAAGUGUUUGUCAAAUAUGUUUUGGAGCCACUGUUGCGAUGUAACCCCCCUCUUCACAUUUAAUUGUUACAUUUUUAAAAAGACAAGUAAUGUAGUCUUUCAAACACACAUGGCUGAUGUUUUUAGUAUUAGGUAAAGAUUCGCUUCAUUGAAUAAACAGUAUGCAGCAUACAGUAAAUUGAAAAGAUAUAAUAUUUAAGUUGUACGGUUUUGUUUUGUACCUGUAUUUGUCCGAUUUAAUCCGUGUACUAAACAUUUUAAUAAAGGGAUGAAAUACA